Messenger RNA from Aspergillus bombycis, 1386 nucleotides. Its product is annotated as cation efflux family protein family. The transcript is spliced from 2 exons. Gene Ontology annotation, biological process: intracellular zinc ion homeostasis; transmembrane transport; zinc ion transport. The coding region runs from base 1 to 1386 and encodes 461 amino acids. Gene Ontology annotation, molecular function: zinc ion transmembrane transporter activity. The record is from RefSeq and is a predicted model, not a curated record. Gene Ontology annotation, cellular component: membrane; Golgi apparatus. NCBI's taxonomy places the organism in Eukaryota, Fungi, Ascomycota, Eurotiomycetes, Eurotiales, Aspergillaceae.
AUGGCAUCAAACCUUCCCAUUCCUCUUCCUCCGCGCACCCCUACUCCACCCCCCGAUGAUCCUCCAAGCGCACCCGAUAACUCCUCCCGCCUUGAUGCGCAGGACAAAGAUUCCUUGUCACCAUUGGUAGACAGUUUCCCCCUACAAAGGGGCUCUUUGAAGUCUGAAGAUCCGAAUCGCCUGAGUCCUACGCGAGCGUCCUUUGCUCUCAGCCCUUCCGAUAAUGUACCGCAGAACAGUAAGGGUGACAAUGGCUCAGCUGGACCAUUCAAUUUCAAGACCACCACCAUGGCAAAGAGCCCGGUGGUAAAGUCCAACAUUGGCCAGCGACGUGGACACAAGUAUAAGCAUAGUAGCAUAUCACACCAGAUAUUCCUCGAGCCACCACCCAGGGCACCAUUGGCUUUACCCAAUUCAUUGCCGAUCCCAACUUUCAAGGAGUGCUGCGCGAGUAUGUCGAAAGAUCAGAAGACGCGUUUUUGGUGGAGUGUAUGUCAUAUGUUUGUCGCCGCAUAUACUCUUUGGAGUGCGCACGGGUCCCUGGCGAUGACGGCUCUGUCCCACCUCAUACUAUUUGACUCUCUUGGAGCGUUGCUUUGUGUUUCGGUGGAUGUAUUAAGCAAUUUCGAGGUGUGGAAGCGAUCCAGCGUUCGGCAUCCAUUUGGGCUGGAACGGGCAGAAGUGCUCGCCGGUUUCGCAAUGUGCGUGCUUCUGCUUUUUAUGGGAAUGGAUCUUAUCUCCCAUAACUUGCAGCACUUUCUCGAGUCAUCUGGCCACGAACCCCACCACUCUCAUGCUCAUGAACGAGUGUCUGUAGGCAGUGUAGAUGUCACUGCUCUGUUGGCCAUCUCAUCCACGCUGAUCUCUGCAAUUGGGCUAAAGAACCAUGGGCGAAUAGGAAAGGCGAUGCGAUUCGGAUAUAUUGAAUCUCUGCCUUCAGUGCUCAGCAACCCAUCUCACUUUCUUACGCUUUCUUGUUCCACACUUCUCCUGCUACUUCCCCUAGUAUCUGUGCGUCUCUACAACUGGCUUGACGUUCUCUUGUCCAGUACGAUUUCUAUUUCCAUGUGCGUCAUCGGUGUGCGCUUGGUCAAGACACUUGGUUCUAUGCUUCUCAUGUCAUAUUCUGGCCCGGGAGUAAAGGACGUCAUCCGAGAUAUUGAAGCCGACCCGUGCGUGUUCGGCGUCGACGACGCCAGGUUUUGGCAGGUCCACUACGGAUUAUGCAUGGCAGAUUUAAAGCUGCGUGUUUCAGGCUCAGAAGAAAAUCUCAUUCGACUUCGGGAGCGUAUCUCCAGCCUAGUCAGAAACCGAUUAGGUGGUGGAUAUGGGUCUGGAGGUCAGAGGUGGGAAGUGUCCUUGCAAUUUACGAUAGAGAAGUCAUGA